AUGAAUUUUCGACGGAGAAGUCUGUGUUUAUUACCAACUCAAAGAAAAACUCUUCUCUUUUUAUUCGCUCUUUUGGCAAUUGUUAAGAACUGUUCAUCUGAGGGUCAUUGUAUCUGGUAUGGGCAAUGUGGAAAUGGCUACAAUAAUCAACCAACCAAUUGUGUUUAUAAUGGAACAGCUAAGCCACUUAAUGAUUCAGAAGCAUUAAAAAUAUUGGAAAAUUUUUGUCCGGAGCUUUAUAAAGGCCCCAACACUGUAACAUGUUGCAACAAGCAAACACUGCAGAACUUCACUGCUAGUUUAAAUGUAGCUGAACAUAUGCUGGGUCGCUGUCCUUCUUGUUACCACAACUUCCGAAAUCUCUACUGCGCCUUCACUUGUGAUCCAGUGCAGAUUAUUACUGACCCCGUGAAGCUGUGGUCAGCCCCUGAAAGUCAAGCCCACUUGGAGAAGAAUUAUUAUGAUGAAAAGUUCAGACCCUUCUACCGGACUGAAAUGAUAAUUGUGACAAGACCUGGGAACCAUUCUGAUGUUGUUCAUAAUUUACCACCACCAUCUGUUGGCACGAUGAAUUUUAAUCCAAUAUUUGAUUUGGAUUUUAUGCACCAAGUCCUUGAACUUCAGCAAAAUAUUGCAGGACUUCUGGCUUCUUAUGAAAACAAGACAAUUGGCCUGAAAGACAUUUGUUUUUCCCCUUUGUCACCACAAAAUGACAACUGUACUAUUACAAGUAUCUUCCAAUAUUUUCAAAAUAGUCAUAAAAAUCUUGACACAGUCAACAAGGACAUGUUUUUUGAAUAUGGAAACUACCUUGAUCAUAUCCUUAACUGUGCAACGAAUCCAACUUCUUUUAAUGAAACAUCACUUUUUAUGCCAUGUAUGUCAUCUUAUGGAGGGCCAGUAGAUGCCAAUGUGGCCUUGGGUGGCCUGAAAGAUGGCAAUGUUAAUGACUCCAAUGCCUUCAUUAUUUCCUUCAUUGUAAACAAUCAUAAAGAUGCAAAGGAUAACAAAAUGGCUGAGGCCUGGGAAGCAGAAUACAUUAAAUUUCUCAAAAAUUAUCGCAACCCUAAUGUGACAAUUUCCUUUUCAGCAGAGCGGUCCAUUCAAGAUGAACUGAAUCGAGAAAGUCAAUCUGAUGUUCGCACUAUUCUUGCCAGUUACUUGGUUAUGUUUGCUUAUAUUUUCUUGGCAUUGGGACAACUUCAGAAUGUUGAGACAAUUUUGGUGGACCUGAAAUUUACCCUUGGUUUUGGUGGUGUUGUUAUUGUCUUGCUGUCUGUUAUGAUGUCACUGGGAAUUUUCAGUUAUAUUGGACAGCCUGCAACUCUAAUUAUUAUUGAAGUUGUCCCGUUCCUUGUUUUGGCUGUUGGUGUUGACAAUAUUUUUAUACUUGUACAAACAUUCCAACGAGAUAGUCGAAUUCCAGAAGAAUCAUUAGAAGAACAAAUUGGGCGUGUUGUGGGCAAAAUUGGGCCCAGUAUGCUGUUGACAAGUUUGUCUGAAUCUGUUGCAUUCUUCCUUGGUGCUCUGACUCCAAUGCCUGCUGUGAAAAUGUUCUCCCUUUAUGCAGGAAUGGCGGUAUUCUGCAACUUUUUUCUACAAAUUACUUGCUUUGUAGGUCUCAUGACAAUGGAUGCCAAACGACAAGAGAAAAAUCGAUUUGACAUUUGUUGUUGCAUCAAACUGAAAGACAAGAAUGAAGAAACUCAUGAAGGCUGCUUGUUCUCUCUCGUCAAAAACUAUUAUGCUCGAUUUAUCACCAAGAACUGGGUUCGCCCUAUUGUGAUUGUUAUAUUUGCCUUUUGGUUCUGUUUAUCUGGUGCCUUGAUGAUGCAUGUGGAUAUUGGUCUUGAUCAAAGUCUCUCUAUGCCUCAGGAUUCCUAUGUGUUGCAGUAUUUCCAUAAUUUAUCUGAAUAUUUAUCAGUUGGGCCUCCUGUUUACUUUGUUGUUGAAGAUGGCCACAAUUAUUCGACAUUAAAAGGCCAGAAUGAAGUGUGUGGCACUAGUGGAUGCAAACCGGACUCUUUAGAAGGACAAAUUUUUAUGGCAUCAUUGCAAAAGAACUAUUCUCGUAUUGCCAAGAAUCCUUCUUCAUGGAUUGAUGACUAUUUGGAUUGGAUCACACCUGCUUCUAAGAAAUCAUGUUGUCGUUACUACAAAUCCACUGGCAAGUUCUGUAAUUCUACAGUAAGGGAUCCAGAUUGUGUACCAUGUCAAGUAAAAAUGAACUUUGGACGUCCAGAUGCCAAUUCAUUCAUGAAGUUUUUGCCAUGGUUCCUUGAGGACAAUCCAUCUGUUGAUUGUUCAAAAGGUGGUCAUCCAGCCUAUGGUGAUGCAGUAAAUCUCCUAACAGAAGAUAAUGUGACUCGCAUUGCAGCUUCUUACUUUAUGACUUACCAUACUGUGUUGAAGACAUCCUCUGAUUAUAUUGAAGCAUAUAAACAUGCACGAGAAAUUGCUGCCAAUAUCACCAAAUCAAUGGAUACAAAAGGGCAGUACAAGGUGUUUCCCUACAGUAUAUUCUAUGUGUUUUACGAGCAAUACCUCACCAUUGUUCAUGACUCGAUUGUCAACAUUGGCAUUUGUUUAGCAGCCAUCUUUUUGAUGACUUUCAUCCUUCUGGGAUUUGACAUCCAUUCGGCAAUCCUUGUUGUCUUUACAAUUAUGAUGAUUUUGGUGGACCUCCUAGGAAUGAUGUAUAUGUGGGAUAUUUCAUUUAAUGCUCUCUCACUUGUCAACCUUGUUAUGGCCAUUGGUAUUUCUGUUGAAUUCUGCUCUCAUAUUGCCCGUGAGUUUGCCUUCUCUUCUGAGGGAACCAGAGUUGACCGUGCUCGAUUUGCAACUGCUUACAUGGGCAGUUCGGUACUGAGUGGCAUUACACUGACCAAACUUGGUGGUAUUGUUGUUCUUGCUUUCUCCAAGUCUCAAAUUUUCCAAAUCUUCUAUUUCCGACUUUAUUUCGGAAUUGUCGUCUUUGGAGCAGCUCAUGGCCUCAUGUUCCUUCCUGUUUUACUGAGUUACGUUGGUGAGUUAAUGUUUCUUUUUUAUAAUAACUCUUUCUAUAUAACGCAUAUGUUAGAAUAG
Acanthosepion pharaonis is the source of this 3084-nucleotide messenger RNA. The record is from the annotation of a GenBank genome assembly. Lineage: Eukaryota; Metazoa; Mollusca; Cephalopoda; Sepiida; Sepiidae.